Messenger RNA from Purpureocillium lilacinum, 2394 nucleotides. RefSeq lists its product as uncharacterized. The record is from RefSeq and is a predicted model, not a curated record. NCBI's taxonomy places the organism in Eukaryota, Fungi, Ascomycota, Sordariomycetes, Hypocreales, Ophiocordycipitaceae.
AUGGCGAGAAAUAGGAAGAGUCGCGGCAAGAAGCCAGCUGGCAGUGCUUCUGCUUCCUAUUCCACCGCCGGCAGUUCUACUGCAAACUCCGCAUCCGGCGCAGGACGUUCGUCACAGAACGCGGCAGUCCCUGGUGCAGUUCCGGUUACUCCCGCACCAGUUGGCACAAACCGUCGCCAGAACAAGGACAAAGGGCUGGCCCUUCGAGACUGCUCCCGGCUCACCAUCCGUCAGCCCGAUUUGGGCGUUGCAGUCAUCCAUCCAUACGACAUCAAGUUGUCCAGGGAGGCCUUGGAGAACCGAGGCUUUCAUCAUGCCAUGACGAAUUUGCCCGUGGAAACGCUGGUCUCCAACUACAACAAGGUGGUCGACCACUACUGCCGCCCAAGGCCUGAACUUAUCUCCUUCGUUCAAGGACGCGGCCGCAAGUUCAAUGGGAAGGUCGUUUCCCAAGGACGAUGCCUCACCAGGGGAUUUCUGACCUUUCGAGAUUCUCUCAUGUCGGGACGCUUCGACGGCGAACAGACCAACACAUGGAACGCGGACGAGAACAAACUCGCGCAAGUCCUCAACACGGUCGACAUUGGCGGCCUUGUUUCCCAAUCCCUGUUCUCAAAGGGAUUCAGAACAGUGCUCUCGGCUGCCACUACUUCGACUCAGUCUUGGGCCGCAGUUACUCACAGUGCCAAAAUCUGGGACUUUUAUGCCGGAGAAUUCUCUACCGACGGACCUGCCAAGGUCUUCAUUGCAGUGACGCCCGAAUACACGGUUGGCGAGUUCCGCGACAUGCAGAAAUGCGAUCCGUACGGGCUCAAUUCGAGCGAGUCCCUUGCGGGCUGGUUCGAGAAAGCCAUGACCGCGGAAGAGCAUAUCUACUUUUCCAUCCAGGCACUACACACUCGCCUGUCUAGGAAGCCGGAUUACGAUCCGAAGCUGGGACACCACUCGAAGGACAUUGUGGAGUACACACGCCUCCUGACGGUCGUUCAGACUAUUCACUUGUCCAACCAGUUUGUCACUGCUCCGCGGCUGCAGGUGUUCAGACCCUCGUCAAGCUUUGCGCUUGACCAGCUCCAUGCCAUGCGCAAGUUUGGCAAGAUCUUGGAACGCUCCAACACGCUGACAGUCCUGCACUUUCACAAGGUUCCGUUUCUGGACCGCCGCCUGCUGGCCAUCAUCCUGAGGGCCUGCUCCAAGGUCGAGAUGCUCGGAGUAUACGGCUGUCCACUCGUCCACUUUGGCGACAUCAUCUGCCUGCUCGACCUGAUUCAUGAAAUCAACAGAGACAGACGGGCCAACGACCAGCCUACAGUCAAGGCACUAGACUUCUGCCCCGAGUUCCACAGAGGAAUGUCCUCCCAUCAACCUCAUCGGGCAGAAGCGUACGGACUCAGCUGGGGUCCGCUGUGCUUGGAGACUGUUCAGCGUGGUGUCUUGUGCCUCGUUCUGAAGGCCUUCAUGAAGGCAAAGGCCAUGAAGUUGGACCUUCUCUUCUCCAAGGAGGGAGCACUGCUGAGCUAUCUGCUCAAGCUUCCGCAGAAUGAGCUUUCAAUGGCGACUUUUCUCGACGCAUGCCAUCGGCUUGUGGGCCAACACAAGCGCAGGUCCAAAGGCGAGAAUGCGCAGAAGCAGUUGAUGUACGACCUUUUGAAGCCGGUGAGGGUCGGUCUGGAAAAGGUCGGAAACGACUGGUCCAGCUACUACAUUGAUCGGAUGGGCAAGUCCUUCUACUUCUGCUCUUCGUGUGGGUAUGAGGUGGUCAAGGAGUUUUUCUUGGCUGGUGCUUCGCGACAAAUGCCGGCACACGCCCGCACUUGCGCGGGAUGCAUGCUGCAGGCCGAACUCGACCUGGACAAGGGUCAGCUGCGGCCCGAAAAGAGAGCGCUUCUUGACAAUCUCUUCCCGGACUGGAACAAACAGGCCUUCAACAACGAGGCGCCCCUCGCCGCCGCAUCGCGCGCUCUGAUCAAUCUGAAGACGACCGAGUCGGUUCGAACGCAGACCCCGGCCGCCGGCCUCGCUUACACCUUUGUUCGAGACAGGAAGCGGACAUUUGACUCACUCCAGGGCCUCCCGUCCCUGUCAGAGCUCCUAGAGGGACCAGAGUCCAAGCAGCCCUGGCGAAUCGCCAGGCACGAGGCUAAUGGACUUGACAUGUACUCUCGUGUCCUCUGGAGACUCCGAACCGAAGGCGUUCCGGUGACCGAGAAGGGCAAGGCAUGGCCUCGCUUCGAUGACCGACUUCCGGAUCACGUCCACGAGUGCCAGCCGCCGAACUACGGUACCACCUUUACCCGGUGCAUGAGCAUGCUCGCCGUCAAAGAUGAACGCGAGCGCGAGAAGAAAAGGGCCAGUAUGACAUGGGACCCACAGUCCGAGCCUGGCUUCUGGUGA